Molecule: messenger RNA, 2132 nt
Organism: Sinocyclocheilus grahami
Lineage: Eukaryota; Metazoa; Chordata; Actinopteri; Cypriniformes; Cyprinidae
Product: B-cell receptor CD22
Exons: 11
Coding region: 261-1934 (557 amino acids)
Source: RefSeq, a predicted model, not a curated record
UUAUUGCCUCGUGCACCUUGCUGAAGGUGGCGUAGAGUUUCACUGGAGACAGAGACAGAGUUUAGAGGCUCAGAGAGACGGGAGGUGAGACAGUGGGAUGGCCAGCCUAUCACCACCCUUCAACUUCUGCUUUCUCUCUGGCUCAGCGUCCUACACUGUGCUUCUGAUGCCAUUCGGCUCCCUCUUCAACACAUGUGCGUGUCCAUGUGUCCACAGACGACUGGCAGCACUCGCUGAAGAACAUCAGAACCAGGGCUGAGAUGUGGGUACGUGUAAUUGUGACCUCUGUCCUUCUUCUGUCAGGAGUCGGUGAAGGUAAAUGGCUGGUGUAUUUCUCUAGGACAGACAUCUGCGUUUGGGCCGGGACCACAGUAACUCUGCCGUGCCGCUACGAUUACCCCUCGCCCUACAGCUCUACGCAGGUCAUGUGGUUUCACAUCUCUGCAGAGGGCAGACGGGAUGUUGCCUACCAUACUGAUGGGAAUCUGUUGAGCCCCUCGUACAGGGACAGGAUCAAAUACAUGGGGGGCCACAAAAGAUGCAGUUUGCAGAUCACGAACGCGAAGCUGAGCGAUGCAGGAACGUACCAUUUCAGAUUCGAGACCGACAACCAGCAGGGCCGAUGGACCUCUCCUGAUGCCAUCACACUGUCUGUCACAGAGCUUCAGGUUCAUGUACAUCCACCGAGAACAGACAACAUGUUUGCUGCUGGAGAGACGGUCUUCCUGAGCUGUGUGGCCCGAGGCUGUGCCGCUCCUGGCAGGAACUUUGCCCUUUAUCGGAAUGGGAUCAACUUGGGUCAGUCCAACAAGCUGUCAGCCAUCUAUAACUUUGACAGUCAGCAUGCAGGUACCUACACCUGCCGUCCAAUACCCCCUCAAAAUGUUCAGUCACCAGGAGUCACCCUGGCUCUUGGAUAUGCUCCUCGCUACACCACAGUACAAAUCACCCCUCGAGAGGCAGUCGGGGAGGGCGAUUCGGUGACUUUGACCUGCAGUAGUGAUGGAGCUCCGCCAGCAGAAAGUUUCACCUGGUUUAAAGAAGGAGAGAGUGGCAGUUUGCCAGACAGCUUUAAACCUGAGCUGAGAUUGUGGAGUUUGGACUACAGGGACCAUGGAGAAUACUUCUGUGUGGCCCGCAACCCACUCGGCACAGACCGGUCCAGACCGCUUUUACUCAAUGUUACAUAUGCCCCCAAAAACACCUCUGUGCUGGCUCGGCCUUCCACUGUGAUCGAAGCGGGCAGCUCGUUGACGCUGACCUGCAUCAGUCAGGCCAAUCCGGCAGUGGAGAACUACACCUGGCACCGGAUCAAUGCGGCUGACGCCUGGGAAACUCGAUCGGGUCCCAGCUACACCAUUGCUGAGGUCAGCCCUGGAGCCAGCGGCCAGUACUACUGCAAGGCCCGCAACCGCAUCGGAGCACACAGCUCCGCAGUUCUGACGGUGAAAGUUCGAGGCCGACUGAAGGUGAUCGCAUUGGCAUCUGCAGUGGGCGUUUCUGUCGGAUUAAUAUCUCUGACCGUGGUCGUCAUGAUCAGUAAAAACAUGCAUCGCGUGGACACUGAAAAUCUUGAGGAAGAAAAACGGUGUUCACCAUUAGUUGACUUGCCAGUGGACAAUACUCUGUUUAGUGAAUCAACUUCAGAGACGUUUCUCCUCAAGAGCACAAAAAUGUCAGACAUUCCGGAAGAGCCAGAGGAGAUUUAUGAAAGUAGCCACCCUUCCAUCGUGCCCCUGAAAGAAGCCGCUCAGAGCACUGAGGAACAGGGAAAAAUCAACUACAUUACGGUGCAUUAUUCUCACAUGCCCAGUCGGGACCAGGCGAAGGUCACAAACAUUCCUCUAGAUGGAGACAAGAAGCUCAAAGAUGGUCCUAAUGUUGUUAUUCUCGCCAAGCAACCGAGAGUGGAGAUGGAAGAAUCUGGAGUCUAAAGCGGUCAACUGAUGGAAGAAAUUGUAAAACCACACAGGGACUUUUUUUUAAAAUUAUAUGCACUUAUGGACCACUUGAUGUAGCCUGAAUGUCAGAGACUUGAAAAAGUAGAAAAAAUCCCCACUGUUCUUUUUAAUUGUGUCCAGCUGCAGUUUGCCCUAAUAAAAUCCAGCUGUUUAAAACGACACGCUACUGUU